Molecule: messenger RNA, 2361 nt
Organism: Pogona vitticeps (central bearded dragon)
Lineage: Eukaryota; Metazoa; Chordata; Lepidosauria; Squamata; Agamidae
Gene: SIMC1
Product: SUMO interacting motifs containing 1
Molecular function (GO): SUMO polymer binding
Source: RefSeq, a predicted model, not a curated record
UCGAUUCGGCCACGCCCCUUUCCUUGGCCACGCCCACUGUCGGGCAGAGCCGAUUGGGAAGGGCGCUAUGGCUGAAGGUGCAAUUCAAUUCACCGAAUCCAGCACGGACGGCGAAAGCUCCGGCGGCUGUUCGCGGCCUCGCCGGUGGCGCCAGCUGAGGAAGAGAAGGCGGCGGCGGUUCAAGGACCCUCUGGAGAUAAUUGACCUGACUGGCGAGGACUCCUUUGCUGGGGUCAUUGAUCUGACAGAGGCUGAAGAAACCAUCACCAGUCCUCUUCAGAAUGGUGGCUGUAUUACUGAGGACCUAAAGCACUCGACUCCAGUUUAUGCCCAAACCCUGUGCUAUCCUGAAAUAUUCACCCCUGCAGAUGCUGAGAUCAAAAUGGAUGUGACAGUUGGCAUGUACGACAGAGACUGUAAAUCACCUUGCUCUAAAAAAAGAGCAAUGAAGGGAUUCUAUAUUCAAAGCAAUGGUUUCUCCCUCACCAAGAACUAUCGUGCGGACUCUGAAAGCAGCAGUCAUACAGCUUAUAACAGUGAUUUGGGCUCUUUGGGAAGUCCCCAGCUGGACUCUGACAUCUUCUCCUCAGCUAAUGAAGGGAGUGAAUACCAAGCAGUGUUGGACUAUGUGGAGGAGGGUCUCAAUCCUUGCCCACCUGAAGGACAUCUCAACCCCAAGCUCUCACUGCCACUUCAGAAACCCUCCUCAAGCCCCAUUCAGCCUUUGCGGGAAGUGAAUAACUUGGUGCCAAGUGCUGCAAAAUUAGACUUUCAGGAACCCCCUAAUCAGAUGGACAUCAAGGCCUGGUUGAAGACAUUGCAGUAUUUCCAAGGUGUGCCUGUACAUCACCCCUUUCUCCAAAACGUGGUGCAGGAAAUGAGACAGAACAGGCAGUUGAAUGUGCAGCCUAUCCCACACCGGAGACUGAGUACUGUGCUUAGCACUAUUGAGGAGAGCUUCUUCCAGGGAACCUUGGACUUCCUUAUGGAUUAUGUGUCCUCCCAGCACUACCCACCAAAGGAGAUCAUCACCUCUGUGGUCAAGGACAUUCUCCUGAGUCGAGAGCAAGACAAUGUGCAACAAGAGAUGCAGAGGGAUGCUUACCUGUUGCUGAUGAAAAUCCAGGCACUUCACCCAGCAAAUGCUGACACCGUGGUGUGGGACUGGAAGCUGCUGCGUAUGGUCAUGGAGGAGGAAGAGGAAAACAAGUUUCCUGGAGAACCUCUCUUUUUGCAAUAUGUGAUUCAAACCCUAGAAGAUGACUUCGAGAAGAUGGCCAAGCAAAGCCUUCUGAAGAAAUCCAUUGCCAAGACAACACUUUCUUGUGACUGCUGCUUCAGCAAUGUCAGGGAAGUGAUUGAAUGGAUCAUAGCUGCCAUCACUGGAGUCAGGUCUUCCCAGCACCGAAGACAGCAGGAAGCUGGAAGUCCUUCUUCAGAAACAUCCAAGGGGGAGAGCUACAGUUCCACACCAGAACAGCACUUAGACUGGAUUGCACAAAACGAGGUUGUCUCGUCACGGUGUCAUACCAAAAUGGAGGUGGCAAUUCUCCAGAAGAUGCUUUCAAUAGCAGUAGAAGUGGAUGCAUCUCCAAACUGCAGUGCCAAUAAGAUUGCAGAUUGGAUAUUUUCAUUAUUGUUGAGUAUUCCUAAGCGCUCUCAGAGGGAAGCUUUUCUGGCCAGUAUAGAAUGUGAUCUCCUGCGAUGCAAAGUCCUGGAGCUCAUUUUCCAGCACAGCUCAGCACCCACUGCACUGCCCUUAUCUUUGACUAAGAUCCUACAUUUUCUGGAGACUUUUUCUGUGCAGCUGAAAUACCAGGACAAUGAAGCAACGUGGCAGCGAUGGGAUGAAAUGCUCCACCACUUGAGUUUAUUGUUCUUGAGCUAUCGCAACAUAGUUUUAGGGCACUUACGAAUCUCUGUUCGUGACCGGAUUCCUUUAAUUUCAAAGGCUGUUAAACCCAAGCUACAGCGAGAAGAUUAUAUUGAAGAAUAUGAUAUUAGGUGCAAAGUUCAAAGCUUCCAGAAACACGUCUCUAAAAUCUUGGGGCAGCCAAUUCCCUCACCCAUCCUGGAAAAGAUCGAGCUACUCCAAGUAUUGUUCCUCACUGCUAUGAAUAUCUAAGAGGACUACUGAUGAGCUAAAAAGAUAGACCUCUUCCAAACAGAAAAAGCUAAGCAAUGACUCUUUGAAUAGAAUUUUUAAACUGAACAUAAAAUCCCUAUCUCUGCAUUCCAGUCAUGCUUUGUACUAGCAGUUGAACAUGUUAAUUUUAGACCCAAUGGUUACAUUUGUUGGUCUAUACUUGUUUCCAUGUGAGUUUUAUAUAGCUUUUGUAAUAAAUUAUUUUACCAGCUGGA